AUGGCUGGCAACGCACUGCCAUGUCUUGUUUCUGAAGAGCUUCAAGAUGAAGAAGGAAACCUCCUUUUAGAUCCGGAGGCAGAAGAACGGAUCAAGUGGGGUAGCGGUGUUCUCUUUCUCGGCGGAAGUGAUACCACAGUCGCAUCUAUUCAGAUGUUCUUGGUGGCCAUGCUGCUAUUCCCGUCUUCCCUUCUUCGGGCACAGCAAGAGAUGGAUGAAGUCAUUGGCAGUGACCGCCUGCCAAGAAUCGAGGAGAAGGAUCAGCUUCCGUACUGUGCCGCCAUGGCUCAGGAGGUUCUUCGAUGGAAUCCGGUUGUCAACUUAUCCCUUCCCCAUGUGCUUACUGAGGAAGAGGAGUAUGAUGGAUAUGUUUUGCCUCGCGGCAGCAUAAUUGUGGCAAAUAUCUGGUUCGUGCCUCUGCGAUCUGUUGUAUUCUCAAUCCCAAUCGAUCACGCUAGGGCCAUGACACAUGAUCCUGCAUUCUACCCGGAUCCCAAUAUCUUUCGGCCGGAACGUUUCCUGACACUUGAAGGUAAGCUUCGCACUGUUAUAGAGGACGGACGAGAGGUGUUUGGGUUUGGACGACGCAACUGCUCGGGCAGUCAUUUAGCCGAGGCGUCUAUUUUUGCAUUUGUCUGUACUUUCGUGUGGACAGCCAACCUGCGGGCAUCGUCUUAA
Messenger RNA from Dacryopinax primogenitus, 678 nucleotides. RefSeq names its product cytochrome P450. NCBI's taxonomy places the organism in Eukaryota, Fungi, Basidiomycota, Dacrymycetes, Dacrymycetales, Dacrymycetaceae. The transcript has 3 exons. The record is from RefSeq and is a predicted model, not a curated record. Gene Ontology annotation, molecular function: oxidoreductase activity, acting on paired donors, with incorporation or reduction of molecular oxygen; iron ion binding; monooxygenase activity. The coding region runs from base 1 to 678 and encodes 225 amino acids.